Moneuplotes crassus is the source of this 1369-nucleotide messenger RNA. Lineage: Eukaryota; Ciliophora; Spirotrichea; Euplotida; Euplotidae. The record is from the annotation of a GenBank genome assembly.
CCUCGAUCAAUAGUCUAUAUGGCAAAGGAUUUGAGAACCCAAGAUCUCUGAAAAAAUUCACAUAUUUUGACCAGCAAAAAUUAGGCCUUAAGAGGAAGCAAGAUGAGGGAGAUAUCAAAUAAAUGAACUAUUAACUGGCCUGCUAAGAAAAAGAAAGAGACUACCAAAAUCAUGGAUGGCUACCAACAGAAAGUAUAUAAGAAUGUCACCACUUUGGAGAGUCUGCAGGGUAAGGAAAUGACAGAACUUGAAAGGAUUGGGCUAAAAAUGGACGAUCUUCUUCUAGAUAAUGACUAUAUUUUCCCUGUUGAGGAUGAGCCUGUUGCUCUUUCUGAUAAAAUUGUCUAUAAAGGUCACUCUAUAUGGAUAAAAAUUCAUUUCCCCAUGAUCAGAGCUUUAAAGAUAGAAAAUGGGCAAUAUAGAACUUUGAAGACGUUGUACAUCGGACAUAACUAUAGAAAAUCUUGAAAAGAGAAAGGAAAAGGCUCAGAGAGUGAUUUUGAAUAUGAGCUCUCUAGUAUGGAAGCAGAAGAGCCUGAUGAUGAAGUACCUAAUAUUGAAUACAUCUUUGAAUACUUGUUUCAUCACUUUCGUAAGAAGUUUGAAGAGUUUGACUUACCCUCAAGCAAGCCUACAAUUGAAUAUUUCCAAAAAGCUCUUAAUCCUGAUUGGAACCUCAAAAGGAAGGAAAAAGAGUUUUAUAGAAGGAGGUUUGUAUCUAAAGAGAAAGUCCUGGAUGAGACAGAAGGCUCUACUUACUGAAUAGAGAUUCAUAAGCCACUUCUUGAAAUAAACAAUGUGAAAAAUAACUAUUCAAUUUUCUCUCAUCCUGAAAUCGGACCGAUUCAGAAACCAGGGGACCAUAUUGCUACCAUAGACUCCGUCUUCAAUUGGAUUUUCGGAGAUGAACAGUACUGGAUGAUCAAGACACUAGAAUACUUCAAGACAUUCUCUCAAUUCGAAAGGAUUCUGGAUGAGACUGGAGUGCUUGAGGAACUUGAGCAUUUCUUCAUCGAAAGAGAAUACUCCAGUGAUAUUACCUCUGAAGAUGAAGAAGAUAUCGUCUCUGUUUCAAACUCUGAUGGUGAAGCGGAAGCAGAACUAGAAGUUCGCAUCGAACAAGAGCAAAAGUUAGAACUUCAACCAGACGACGAAGAAAAUAAAGAACAAAUCGAUGCGGAGAAGACCAAUGGUCAAGAAGAGAAAAAGACACAUCUGGCUGAGGAAGAAAAUGAGCAUAAAGAAGCACAACCAAAGGAGAAUGGUAUUCAGCAAGAUGAGGCUGAAGUUAAAGAUGAAACAACUAAAGAGAAAAAGACCAAAGAGCAUACAGACAUACAGCAAGAAGAUUUAGUAAAUAAGAAAUAGC